CGAGGCACACCUUCGCUCUCACAAGGAGAGAAUCCCUACCGUUGCCACAUAUCCACUAAAUCAUUUACACAACAGGGUAAUCUCGAGGCACACCUUCGCACUCACAAAGGAGAGAAGCUCUACCAUUGCCACAUAUGACUAAAUAGUUUACACAACAGGUUAAUCUCGAGGCACACCUUCGCUCUCGCACAGGAGAGAAUCCCUACCGUUGCCACAUAUGCACUAAAUCAUUUACACAACAGGGUAAUCUCGAGGCACACCUUUGCACUCAAAAAGGAGAGAAGCUCUACCAUUGCCACAUAUGCACUAAAUAAUUUACACAACAGGUUAAUCUCGAGGCACACCUUUGCUCUCACACAGGAGAAAAUCCCUACCGUUGCCACAUAUGCACUAAAUAAUUUACACAACAGGUUAAUCUCAAGGCACACCUUCGCUCUCACACAGGAGAGAAUCCGUACCGUUGCCACAUAUGCACUAAAUCAUUUACACAACAGGGUAAUCUCGAGGCAUACCUUCCCACUCACAAAGGAGAGAAGCCCUACUAUUGCCACAUAUGCACUAAAUAAUUUACACAACAGGGUAAUCUCGAGGCACACCUUCGCGCUCACAGAGGAGAAGCCCUAUCAUUGCCACAUAUGCACUAAAUCAUUUACACAACAGGGUAAUCUCGAGGCACACCUUCGCUCUCACACAGGAGAUAAGCCCUAUCAUAGGGGGUACGGCUCAAGUUUCGCCGCGCGCGUGCAGCGCCGUUUCCUCCCCUAGCGGCCUUUGCUCCAAUUCAUUGCCGCACACGGGGCGCGCUCGUCCGCAGAUUCGCUUGGAGUACGCUGCUUGCUGCUUCGCCGUGAUGAAAACUAGCACGCCUAAGAGGAAAAGACCGGGCUCUAAAUAUUGUUGUGUAGUUGGGUGCCACAAUAGCGUCGCAAACACGAAGGGAAAAGAGCCCAUCGUCUGGUUCUAUUCAUUUCCCGGCAAGUGUUACGAGACAGACCGCCGAGAAGCCUGGAUUAGGGCUGUGCGGCGGAAAAACUCUGAUGGCUUCCCGUGGCUCCCGCAAAAACACAUACGAAUAUGCAGCAGGCACUUCGUGAAUAAUGCGAAGAGCGAGAGCCAGGCCAACCCAGCCUACCUGCCGAUUCUGUUUCCGGAUGUUUACAAAAAGCAACGGGUAAGCGGUGAGAGACACGAAAGGUGGGCAAAGCGGAUUCGAUCAGCUGCUAGAAAUUUGACGUUGCCUCAUCCACCUGAGGAAUCCGCACCUGUGGACGUGCUGUCGAACGCGUCGGAGGCCGACUGCUCGCCAGACGCGAAUGCGCAAUCAAAAGCCUUGGAGCAGGGCUCGCUGCUCUUGAGGGAGGUGGAAGUCGACGCUCAGCAGUUCACAUUGACUUGCAUCGCGGAAACGCAGACAGAUCCUGUGUGCUGCAAGGGUCCUUUGCAGCUCAUGCCGUCUGCAACUGAUGGAACCCAUGGGUCCACACAAGUCACUCACGAUGCUCAAGCAGACAAGACGCGCACUGCGCCAAUUAUAUAGCCAGGGUGGAGGGGAUCGCACGCAAGAAGACACCGAAGCUGCGCGGUCAAGUGACCCUCCUAGGUUUCAGCACGGAUCCAUUCCUGAUUUCGUACUUCGCGAGGACCGCCGCGUUCAUGGAGGACAGCAUGGAGGACGACUACAGCGAGGGCACCCAGACGUCGUCCACGCUUACCGAGAACACAAUGCCCGAGUUGCCCGUGCCGACCUCGGGCCGUGGCCGGCGCCGCACAACUUCUGCUCGCGGUCGCCGCACCACAGCUAAGCCUCGC
Messenger RNA from Rhipicephalus microplus (southern cattle tick), 1809 nucleotides. RefSeq lists its product as uncharacterized. The record is from RefSeq and is a predicted model, not a curated record. NCBI's taxonomy places the organism in Eukaryota, Metazoa, Arthropoda, Arachnida, Ixodida, Ixodidae.